Messenger RNA from Arachis ipaensis, 1308 nucleotides. The record is from RefSeq and is a predicted model, not a curated record. NCBI's taxonomy places the organism in Eukaryota, Viridiplantae, Streptophyta, Magnoliopsida, Fabales, Fabaceae.
AUGGGCGCAACCCCGUUUCAUCGUUUCAUCCUCGAGGUCUGGCUACCAAAGCACUUUGACAAGUCGACGGACAUGAGGUACGAUGGAACUCAAGACCCGCAGGAGCACCUUACGGCCUUCGAGCCUUCCGCAGGGCUUGGUGGCCAGGUUUUCGGACUUAGCCGCGCUUUUCUAGCCCAAUUUACUACCAGAAUCGCAAAGGCAAAGUACCCGAUCAAUUUGCUCGGAGUGACUCAAAGGUCCGGCGAGCCGACCAGAAAGUAUCUAGACCGGUUUAACGACGAAUGUUUGGAGAUCGACGGGCUAACUGAUUCGGUAGCCAGUCUGUGUUUGACAAAUGGGCUCCUGAACGAGGACUUCAGGAAGCAUCUUACCACGAAGCCGGUGUGGACGAUGCAGGAGAUCCAAAGCGUAGCCAGGGAAUAUAUCAAUGAUGAAGAAGUCAGUCAAGUCGUGGCUGCCAACAAGCGGAAGCCCUCCUACAACCAACCUCGGCAGCACGGUGGUGGAGAAAGGCAGAAGGAGCACGCCAGAGAUGGCGGUCCGAUAGCCGAGAAGGGAAUUUUAUCGAAGCCCCGACCUCUGAAGGACCGAACUAGGGAGAACAAGAGCCUCUAUUGUGAUUAUCACAAGGGCUAUGGACACAAGACACAGGAUUACUUCGACCUAAAGGACGCGCUAGAACAAGCGAUCUGGGACGGAAAACUGGCCAAAUUCUCCCAUCUCAUCAGGGAGCCAAGGAGGCGAGAUCGCGACCGCGAGGGAGAGGACAAGACCCGCGCGAUGAAGCGACGUCACGAGCUAGAGGACAACGAGCACGGCCUUACCAUAGUGAACGUGGUAACAGUAAGAGACGCGCCUCCAAGGUCGAGGUCGGCACACAAAAAAGACGCCAAAGUCCUGGCAGUUUUCUCAUCUUCUGUGCGAAACUCCAAGAGGGUCCCACCUAUCUCAUUCGGUCCAGAGGACCAAUGGUUCGAUGAGGCCGCGGAAAACCCUCCCAUGGUCAUCACGGCCAGAGUGGGAACCGGCCCCAUCAAAUGGAUCCUCGUGGACACCGGGGCUGACUCGAAUAUCAUGUUUUGCAACAUGUUCAACGCCUUGGGCCUACGGGAUGCCGAUUUAAAGACUCACCAGCACGGUGUCGUAGGCUUGGGCGACGACUUCAUCAAGCCAGACGGGAUAGUCUCCCUACCAAUAUCUGUAGGAUCACGACAGGGGCGAAGAUCGGUAAUGGCUGAGUUCGUGGUUCUGCGAGACUCCAUGGCCUACAACAUCAUCCUAGGGAGGAAGACUAUCAAUGACUGA